CUUCGGUGGAACUGUGGCGAUUAUCAAUAUAAAUUUUGCAAAGUAGGGCUUGAUUGCAAAACUUGUUGGUACUAUCACACAUACAUAGAGGACUAUUUCUGUGGGUCCCUCACGAAAAGUGAAGAUUUUCCGGGACAUUAUUUCUUGUUGCGGACUCAACCGUGAGCAUUUGAAAUAGAAACUGUUUUCGUGAGAUUUCGCACGAUGCCUACACCCAGUAUAACAGUCAACCCGGAAGAAGAGGAUUAUCCUCCUCCAAAGAACCGUCCGAAGCCUCUUGUUUCACUUCCGGCGUUAAGUAUACAGACUGACGACGCGGAUGAAACAAGUGACAGCGAUGAAGAUGUCAUGACAGCUGAGGAAGAGGCGGCCGCUAGGCGUUACCUCUCCGGGGGUGGACAGACGGAACAACGUCGAAUGUCUUCUUUGGAUGUGUACUUGGCUCAGCCACAAAAGGUUGCAGAAUCCAUGAUAAUCAACAGAAGACGCAGCAUGCGGGAAGAGGAAGAAGCUGUUGCACGAAUACAAUCUGGUGAACUUGAGCGACAAGAAGAAGAAGCUCGCCAGGCAAAACUUCAAAGGGAAAGGGAGGAAGUUCAACGUGCACGAGAGGCCAAACGUGAGCACAAGCAAAAUGCCGAUAGUCAAAGUCUCAGUCCAAGCCCGAGACGAAUGACUUAUCGAAAAGUUGGCCUUGGUGGCCUAAGCAAGGAAAGGCGGAAGAAACUAAAGGAUAUCAUUAUGAGGAAGGCCAAAGAAGAGAUGCAAGCUGAGCGAAUGAAGGAGAUGCGUGCCCGAGAAGAGUAUCUCAAAUCUGUCGUUCCAUCGGUCAAUAUUGAUGGGCUUGAUGAGAAACAAUUACGUGAACUUUUGGGUUCAUGGCACUUGCAGGCCAAAGGGCUGGAGGAGCAAAGGAUCGAACUAACUGAACGUAUCAAAAAACAAGAUGAAGAGAUUCAAGAGCUAACUAUGAAAUUGCUUGACACAAAAGGAAAAUACCCGAAACCGAUUCUACGCAAAGUAACAAAGAAGGAAAAUCUUUUGGCUCGUUUGGAAAAACUGCGGACUCUCAAUGCCAUGCAUACGUUGAAACCGAGCUGCAUACUGAAAUCCGUUCAGAGACCAGAGGCGAGUCACAACAAAAUGGUCAACGGAAGUUUGGAAAAUGAAAAAACUUCUUCGUAGGAGAACAAGACGAAAAUCUAAAAUCCGGCUUAUUUUCCCACAUGUUUUACCGGCUGACCUUUGAGUUGUUCACUGUAAGCUGUUCAGAUCUUGUGUAUUUUCGACGUACAUGUCCAGUUGAACAGAGGUAAACAUUGCACUACACUUUGACAAACGUUAGACGCUUGAUGAGUAGUUCAGUGUGGCUACUUCUGAGAAAUAGCUAUCAGUAAGGCGUUUCUUGAACAAUUUUCUUUGGUAAUCUCCCGGUUAUGUUUCACCAUUUUCUGGGAACAUCUUCAGUUCAAAGUAUUUGAUCCUCGUCCGAAUGUCUUGGAUUUCGUCAUCAAUCAGUUCAACAUCUUUCCUGAUUGGAUUCAAUCAGAAGCUGUUUCGUUAGUAUGAGAUGUUGGAUGUACACAUAUUUUCAACAGACAAAAAACAGUGGACGUUCGACGGAGGGUCAACGUUCCUACGGUUUAUUUUUUUAUCACAUAUUCAUUCAAUUUUGAACCUUGUGCACACUAAAGUAUAAGUAAUCUGGCUAUGCA
Messenger RNA from Opisthorchis viverrini, 1715 nucleotides. RefSeq lists its product as hypothetical. The transcript has 13 exons. NCBI's taxonomy places the organism in Eukaryota, Metazoa, Platyhelminthes, Trematoda, Opisthorchiida, Opisthorchiidae. The coding region runs from base 205 to 1185 and encodes 326 amino acids. Gene Ontology annotation, biological process: muscle contraction. The record is from RefSeq and is a predicted model, not a curated record. Gene Ontology annotation, cellular component: troponin complex.